Messenger RNA from Pteronotus mesoamericanus, 2446 nucleotides. It is a transcript of the gene PIGS, whose product is annotated as phosphatidylinositol glycan anchor biosynthesis class S. The record is from RefSeq and is a predicted model, not a curated record. Bases 26 to 1693 code for a protein of 555 amino acids. The transcript has 12 exons. NCBI's taxonomy places the organism in Eukaryota, Metazoa, Chordata, Mammalia, Chiroptera, Mormoopidae. Gene Ontology annotation, biological process: attachment of GPI anchor to protein. Gene Ontology annotation, cellular component: GPI-anchor transamidase complex.
AAGGCUAGAGUAGUCAGAACCAAGCAUGGCGGCCUCUGGAACCAUAGUUUCAGAUCUAGAGGUGGUCCGAGGCAAGCGUGCCGCUCUCUUCUUCGCCGCGGUGGCCAUCGUGCUAGGGCUGCCGCUCUGGUGGAAGACUACGGAGACCUACCGGGCGCCUCUGCCUUAUUCCGAGAUCAGUAGGCUGAAUGCCCUGCAGCUCCGGCUCAAGGUGCCAGUCACUGUGGUGUUUACCCGAGGGUCAGUGCCGUUGGACGAUCGGGAGAAGCUGCCCUUCACCGUUGUGCAUGAGAGACAGAUCCCUCUGAAAUACAAAAUGAAAAUUAAAUGCCGUUUCCAGAAGGCCUAUCGGAGGGCUUUGGACCAUGAGGAAGAGGCCCUGUCAUUGGGCAGUAUACAAGAGGCAGAAGCUCUGUUAGCCGAGCCACAGGAACAAGCAGAGGGCACCCUGACUGUGUACGUGAUCUCUGAACACGCCUCAGUUCUCCCCCAGGACAUGCUGAGCUACAUUGGGCCUAACAGGACAGCAGUCCUGAGGGGAUUGAUACACCGUGAGGCUUUUAACAUCAUUGGCCGCCGCAUAAUCCAAGUAGCCCAGGCCAUGUCUUUGACUGAAGAUGUGCUUGCUGCAGCCUUGGCCGACCACCUUCCAGAGGACAAGUGGAGCGCUGAUAAGAGGCGGCCUCUCAAGUCCAGCUUGGGCUAUGAGAUCACCUUCAGUUUACUCAACCCAGACCCCAAGUCCCAUGAUGUGCACUGGGACAUCGAGGGAGCCGUCCGGCGGUAUGUGCAGCCCUUUCUGAAUGCCCUCAGUGCCGUUGGCAACUUCUCUGUGGACUCUCAGAUCCUUUACUAUGCAGCGUUGGGGGUAAACCCCCGCUUUGACCCAGCUUCCUCUAGUUACUACUUGGCCGCACACAGCCUCCCCCAUGUCAUCAACCCGGUGGAGUCCCGCCUAGGAUCCAGCGCCGCCUCCCUCUAUCCUGUGCUCAACUUUCUUCUCUAUGUACCUGAGCUUGCCCACUCCCCCUUGUUCAUUCAGGACAAGGAUGGGGCUCCGGUGGCCACCAACGCCUUCCACAGUCCCCGCUGGGGUGGCAUUAUGGUAUACAAUGUGGACCCCAAAGCCUACAAUGCCUCGGGGCUGCCGGUGCGAGUCGAGGUGGACAUGGUGCGAGUGAUGGAGGUGUUCCUGGCUCAGUUGCGGGUGCUCUUUGGGAUUACUCAGUCCAAGUUGCCUCCAAAAUGCCUGUUUCCAGGGCCUAAGAGUGAAGGGCUAAUGACUUGGGAGGUAGAUCGGCUGCUUUGGGCUCGGUCAGUGGAGAACCUGGCCACAGCCACCACCACUCUCACUUCCCUGGCCCAGCUUCUGGGCAAGAUCAGCAACAUUGUCAUUAAGGACGAUGUGGCAUCUGAGGUGUAUAGGGCUGUAGCCGCAGUCCAGAAGGCAGCAAAGGAGUUGGCCUCUGGGCAGCUGGCCUCUGCCUUCGUUGCCAGCCAGGAAGCUGUGACAUCCUCGGAGCGUGCCUUUUUUGAUCCCUCACUCCUCCACCUCCUCUAUUUCCCCGAUGACCAGAAGUUUGCCAUUUACAUCCCACUCUUCCUGCCUAUGGCUGUGCCCAUCGUCCUGUCUCUGGUCAAGAUCUUCCUGGAGAUCCGCAAGUCCUGGAAAAAUCCUGAGAAGAUAGACUGAGCUGGGCAGCAUCUCCAUAGGAAGCCUUCCUUUCUGGCCAGGGUGGGAGAUGUUAGGUGGAGAGGCACACACAUGGGGUCUGCCAUGAAUGACCUGUCUCCAGCCUCCUCUGUUGCCUCCCCAGCCACCAGAAUGUAAAACUCCAUUCUUCUGGCUCAGGUUUCCCACCCCCAUCCUCAAAAAAUGCAUCAUCUCAGUCUCCUUUGGCUUGAACUUGAAGGCCCUCUCCUAUACCUCUGGGGCAGAGGCAGCUUGUGCUUCUGCCCUGUUAUUCAGCCCUUUUGUACUGAGAGGGGAUAUUAGGGGAAAGCCUGGGGUGGUUUUCUGGCCCCUUCCCCUCCAUGCUUCUCUCUACCCCGCAGAGAGAGCCCAGCACUGCUCUCAAGGAAGGGCCAGGCAGAAGUCUCUGGGGCCUUCUCCCUUGGUACUCGCCCCGCCGCCCCCCGCCCAGUGACACCUGUUGAGUACAGCCUGAUGCUGUGUAUGUGGCAGAGGUUCCCUCCACUGUUUCACAGAGACUUGGGAUCAAACAUGCCUGAAUUUGAAUCCUUGCUUCUGCACUUAUCAUCUCGGGAGCUCUGAAUAAGCUACCUAAUAUCUCUGAGCCUCAGUUUUUCAUUUGUUAAAAGAACACUAGUGAUACCUCCCUUACAAGGUGGUUGUGAGCAUUAAAUGUGAAAGUGUCUGGCAUAUUCUAGGCUCUCAAUAAACAUUGACUGAAUUGGAAUGAUGUGAAGUAUGAGCAUAGCUUUG